AUGUUACUAAGCGUGCUUUUUUUGACCUUAGCCAGCACGGUGUUGGCUCAAACGGAGACCUCGACUCGCCUCGCUCGUACAUCUCAAGCGGCACAAAUCAGAUACGACGAUCCUGAUGGCACGAAAGUGAACUGGAAAUUCUACGUGCCGUACAAUCAGCAACGCGCUCACCUGGAGAAUCCUCAGCGUGGUCAACGAGCCGAGACCGCGAUAGCUCAACCGCAAACUUUAGCGGGUCAACAUCAGCAGGCACGUUUGGUCCAGUCUCAUCAUCAACAACCAGUAUCAUCGUUAUCGAACGUGGUCCCUGGUCAACCAGAAUAUAAAUCUUACGCGUCUGUACCGACUCAUAUCAAAGAGUUGAUACUACAGACGUACGAACCUCAACGUCCUUACGUCGAUCCGUCGUCCUUUAUCCAUCAGCAGGGUCUAUCUAUUGAACAAGCAAAUUCUCCUUCGGAUAUUUCUCAUUCAGCUCAAUACGUAUCGCCCGCUGCGAAAUAUCAAACCAUCGAGGACACAAGAACAGCUUCGAGCGAUUUUUAUUACGGCGAAAGAAUGGCUAAGCCUCAAGGAAGAAUAGAUUAUAAGGAAGACUACGAUCAACGUACCCAACAACACGAGCAAUCGCAACAGUCUCAGCAUUCGCAAAACUCGCAACAAAUUGUUGGUAUAACCGUACCAAUCGAAACUAUGCCUGUUCAACCAGUACCAAAAUUGGUCAUCGACAAGAACAUGCCGCAAGAGAUACAACAGUUGCUACAUUACCAAUCUCAGAUACCCUAUGAUGUCAUAGCUAACAGAAUUACUUACAGGCCAAAAACCUUGUUCAUUCCUAAACCGAUACCGGACGAUUCGAAAGGACCGUAUUACUACAAGAGUAAAAUUUAUUUCAUGAAAGACGACAACAUCGAUGAGGUCGAGGAUGUUAAACCGAUCGAUGAGAGUCAACGUCAUUGACGACAAUUCGUUUAAUUAUUUUAAUUCGAUCAAUGGCGUCACGUU
Molecule: messenger RNA, 1005 nt
Organism: Vespula pensylvanica (western yellowjacket)
Lineage: Eukaryota; Metazoa; Arthropoda; Insecta; Hymenoptera; Vespidae
Exons: 3
Coding region: 1-960 (319 amino acids)
Source: RefSeq, a predicted model, not a curated record